ACACGUGAGUCUCGCACUUACGCACGCGCGCCCUCCCUCCACCCUCAAACCUCCCCUCGCGCAUCCCCAGGCCCUUGGCCUUCCUCCCCAGCAUUGGCCUCUGGAGCGCGCUCCCUCCACAUCCCGGGGCCAGGGCUGACCGGCGCUGGGUGGAGAGGGUCCUGGGCUGCUUCUUUAAGGCCCUGGUCCCCGCCUCCUUCUUGCCUCCCUCCCUCUUUCUCUUCUCCUCCUCCUCUCCCCUAACUUCCCAGACAAGCCGGCAGGGUGUGCGCCUAGAGAGCAGACCGAGCAGGUGCCAGAGGCGAGACCUUCACUUGUCGCGGCUCCGCCUGAGGUGCCUGCCUCGACGUCGGCUUAGUAGCUAGCCCUGUCGGGAGGAGGACUGGAGCAGCUGCCUUACCUCUCCUAGUUGUGCCCCCGCCCCCUUCUCCCCAGGGUCAGAGCCAAACAGGAGCCGCUCCCCAUCUUCCCGGGAUCAAAGCCGGAGCUCGCUAGCCCGCCUGCCCGCUCGCUUUCGGCAGCCAGAGAGCUGCAGGCUAGUACCAUGUCGGUGGCUACCGGCAGCAGCGAGCCGGCCAGUGGCGCAGGGGGCGGGGGCAGUCGGGUUUUCUUCCAGAGCCCGAGGGCUGGCGCAGGCGGCGGGUCGGGCUCCAGCUCCAGCGCUGGCUCCGGCUCCAGCACAGGGUCUGGUUCCUCCCGGGAAGAUUCUGCUUCGACAGUUGUGCCUGCUGUGGCCGGGCAGGUUCAGCAGCAGCAGCGGCGCCAUCAGCAGGGGAAAGUGACCGUGAAAUAUGAUCGGAAGGAGCUGCGGAAAAGGCUAGUGUUGGAGGAGUGGAUCGUGGAACAGCUGGGGCAGCUGUACGGCUGCGAGGAAGAAGAGAUGCCAGAGGUUGAAAUUGACAUUGAUGAUCUCCUUGACGCAGACAGUGAAGAGGAGAGAGCUCUCAAAUUACAGGAAGCUCUUGUAGACUGCUACAAACCAACAGAGGAAUUUAUCAAAGAACUGCUAUCUCGGAUAAGAGGCAUGAGGAAACUGAGUCCCCCCCAAAAGAAGAGUAUAUAAUUUUUUGCAUGGAGAGUAGAAUUCUCUCCAAGGGACACAGAAAGGGAAAUGGAAUUUUGACCACAAGAAGACGCUUAUUUAAAAGAAAAAAUAGUUGUCUUUCUGAGCAACUUUUCUUUUUCUUCUGUUAGACAUUUUAUCCAUGGAUGUUUCUUAUUUGUUUUUAUGGAUUUUUUUUAGAUUUUUUUUUAAUCAAAGCUAUCAAUGCUUUGGAUGCAGCACAACUGUCAAUGGAGGAUUAUCCAACCAGAUGGAAGAGCCCAGGGAUUUGAUGGAGGCCUCUUGGUAGCUGACAUGGGCAGCCCUAUCUUAUGUGGCAAAUGGGAGGGUCUUUAUAACCUUAUAGAGCAGGGAGAAUGGCUUUCUUAUAGAUAGUUUGGUAAUAUUUUCCCCCUCAAUUGUAUAUUUGACUCAUAGACGUCCAAUUUCUUGUCCUUGUAUAUACACAAUUAUGUUACACUGUGGAUGUGAGUAUUAUUUCCUGUGGAUGGAAUCGAUGUUUGGUCUUCCUUUAACUGGAGACCACAGCACAUGUGUUUUUGAGGGGCAACUUCACAUUCUUAAUGCAGGUGCUGAGAUUUUAAAAAAAUUCACUUUAUGCACCAAAGUGAAGACAUUAAAUGUAUCGGUUCUUUCAGGAAGCUACACUUAAAGUUUUGGUUGUUACCGUUUUCAAGGGCGUAACUUAUGGAUGGACUUCAUAUUGUCUUAUUUAUCCUGAUGCUUUGCCAGGCCUCUUCCUCACUGCCUCAUUCAUAAUAAUUUGGAAUCAUGUUAACCCUUUGUUUGAAGCUCUGAUAGGAACUCUAUAGAGAAAUGCCAGCACUGUCUGAACAGUGUUUUACCACAGAAAAGGAAAGCACCGUGUAGCAUUUAAUUCUCUGCUUUCGACCAAAUACAGUGUGUUGUCUCUCCUAUUAAAACAGGUCAAAAGCAAGCAAGCAUGUUAGAGCUCUAUCUCUGGCUUUCUGGGUGCUUCUGGGUCUGGGGCAGCACUAGAGCUCCCAUAGGGAAGACACAAUUCGAAUGUCCCAUUGAGCUGUUGGGAGGCAGGGAAGCCUCAACCGUCUUUGAUGACCGAAUUCUAGGAAGCCUUGAUGUCAGAACAUGCUCCAAAUAGUAUUGGCACUUCCUGACCCACUAUGUAGUGUGUGGGUAAGGGUAUAGCAGUUUCACAGGAUCAUAGGGAAAAACUGGGCAAAGCUAAGGUGCCCAUUUCUUUACCCUUUCUCCUACUUUGGGGCUGGUCCUGAGGAAGCAACUGUCCUUUCUUCAAUAGUAUAUUCCUGCUCCUUGUGAGAUGAUUAAAAUAGGUUUGCAGUAACGGCAUGGCUAUCUGACCAUGUUUGGAAAAGAAAGGGGGGGAGUGAAGAGAACACUUCAGGUAGACCUUUGGCUCCUUUGGGUGGUAUUCUUUAUCUGCUAUGUGAUGUUCAUAAGUGACCGUGUAAAAGAAGACAGUAGUCAGGCAUUUUAUAUCAAGGGUGCUCUGAACAUAUUUUAUUUUUAAAAAGAAAUAUGUUUGUGAAUUUUCUGUAUACUGGCAAGCUUUUUAAAAUGUAUUUAAUUUUGUAAUGUUUACCAAUGAUUUAUUUACAAGAUAUUUACUCAAAUAAAUGGAACAACUUACAACUCUUGUUACAUGUAAGCCUUGUCAAACUA
Molecule: messenger RNA, 2725 nt
Organism: Trichosurus vulpecula (common brushtail)
Lineage: Eukaryota; Metazoa; Chordata; Mammalia; Diprotodontia; Phalangeridae
Gene: PPP1R14C
Product: protein phosphatase 1 regulatory inhibitor subunit 14C
Exons: 4
Coding region: 545-1063 (172 amino acids)
Biological process (GO): regulation of phosphorylation
Cellular component (GO): cytoplasm
Molecular function (GO): protein serine/threonine phosphatase inhibitor activity
Source: RefSeq, a predicted model, not a curated record